This is a messenger RNA of Peromyscus eremicus (cactus mouse), 560 nucleotides long. It is a transcript of the gene Tbca, whose product is annotated as tubulin folding cofactor A. Gene Ontology annotation, biological process: tubulin complex assembly; post-chaperonin tubulin folding pathway. Gene Ontology annotation, molecular function: beta-tubulin binding. The transcript has 4 exons. The coding region runs from base 61 to 387 and encodes 108 amino acids. Gene Ontology annotation, cellular component: microtubule cytoskeleton; cytosol. The record is from RefSeq and is a predicted model, not a curated record. Lineage: Eukaryota; Metazoa; Chordata; Mammalia; Rodentia; Cricetidae.
CCCUUCUGCGCCGGCGCGCCGCGCAGUCCCGCCCCUCCUUCCUGCGGCGCUCUAGGGACCAUGGCCGAUCCUCGCGUGAGGCAGAUCAAGAUCAAGACAGGCGUGGUGAAGCGGUUGGUCAAAGAAAAAGUGAUGUAUGAGAAAGAAGCAAAGCAGCAAGAAGAAAAGAUAGAGAAGAUGAAGGCUGAGGACGGUGAAAACUACGCCAUUAAGAAGCAGGCAGAAAUCCUGCAAGAGUCCCGGAUGAUGAUCCCAGAUUGCCAGCGCCGGUUAGAGGCUGCAUAUACCGAUCUUCAGCAGAUAUUAGAAAGUGAAAAAGACUUGGAAGAAGCCGAGGAGUAUAAAGAAGCACGUGUAGUUCUGGAUUCAGUGAAGUUAGAAGCCUGAAGUUUUGCUGUACAGGGUGUUUUUUGCAUUAAAUCCUGGGGUCCACUCUACAAUUCGUUAUUUUUGGCCACUGCUGUGUUUAGUAAUAUGAAAAUGUGGUUCUUUUUAUGCAGUUGCAUAUAUUUUUCUUUGCAUAACUUAAUGUGUCAAAUAAAUGAGUUCAUCUAAUAAAA